CAAAUUCUCUGCUUUCGGAAGGCACGAGUCUAGGUGAUGUCCUUGUCAAAUCCCGAGAUCCAAUUUCAGUUGACUUGAAGGCGAAAGAAUGUGUAAGACAGUGCAAAACUACCCCUUUCCCCUAUAACGGCUGGUCAAAGCGUAAUGAGUGGACAAGCUUCUUGUUGAGAGACGCGGUGUGAUUAGAGAUAAAGCGUUCAGUCAGCUGCAAGAAUAAUUGGGGGUGGCACGCCAGGGUGGCACUACCAACACGCCAACAACUUUACCUAAGGGAACUUCAGUCUCCUUGGCCUUGGCGCCCUCCAUCGACCGGCUGGCUGCGAGUUCAUCUUUGGAACUUCAUCUACGUUAAAAGUCCUACCCAUUACCUCUCAGCCCUGAACCUCACUCACACCGUCUAAUUCGACACUGUUUUUACUGCGCCUAUUCGCAGCCUAGUGUCACAGUCUUCUUAUCCGACCGCCUCCCUUAAUCCUAUCCCUGAGCAAACCCGCCGCGAGUCGCAAAAAUGGGUCUUACAUUUUCCAAGUUGUUCGACAGACUAUGGGGAAAGAAGGAAAUGAGAAUCUUGAUGGUUGGUCUUGAUGCCGCCGGAAAGACGACGAUCCUCUAUAAGCUGAAGCUCGGUGAAAUUGUCACCACUAUCCCCACAAUCGGCUUCAACGUUGAAACCGUCGAGUACAAGAACAUCCAAUUCACAGUGUGGGAUGUCGGUGGACAGGACAAAAUCCGACCUCUGUGGCGACAUUACUUCCAGAACACCCAAGGCAUCAUCUUCGUGGUCGAUUCCAACGACAGAGAUCGUGUGGUUGAGGCUCGUGAAGAAUUGCAGCGCAUGCUCAACGAGGAUGAGCUCCGUGAUGCCCUUCUUUUGGUCUUUGCCAACAAACAGGAUCUUCCCAAUGCCAUGAAUGCUGCUGAAAUCACCGACAAGCUUGGUCUUCACAGUCUCCGACAACGUGCCUGGUACAUCCAAUCUACCUGCGCUACCUCAGGAGACGGUCUCUACGAAGGACUCGAAUGGUUGAGCAACUCACUCCGCAAGGCCGGCCACAACUAAAUACGCGGAGAAUGGCGGAUGGCCUGGAUAGCGUCAAGAUCAGCGGGAUUUGCAUACUCGGAAACCUGAACGAAGAGAUCCACCAUCUGUUCUCAGUCACAUACAACCAAUUUGCCAAGUUGCCUUUUCCUCCCUCUCCAGAAUGUCCAUGCAAGAAUUGCAGUUGGCCUCGCAAGCCAGUGGAAGACAAUAUACUGCAACCAGCUUGUUCACGGUGAAACGCACUCCAUCACGCAUAUGAACGAUCUGCCUUUGUGUCUGGCUCUGUUACAAAGGUCACUUUGGGGGAGUUUGAUCAAAUAGUUUUUUGUGUGUAAUUGCUGGCAUAACCUUGGCUUCGGGGGUGGCAGACUCCGGUAUCGUGCAGGAACUGAAGCGAGGGUUACGCAGGCAGUGAAUAGAAUUCGAGUUUUGUCCUGAAACCUCGAGAUGACCUGCAAAUGUCGAUUUCUGGUUGAAUAAGAGCUCUGGUGUUGCUAACUAAGUAUAUAUUUUAGGCAUCACACCCCGUAACUGA
Messenger RNA from Exophiala mesophila, 1577 nucleotides. Its product is annotated as ADP-ribosylation factor. Gene Ontology annotation, biological process: intracellular protein transport; vesicle-mediated transport. The coding region runs from base 509 to 1060 and encodes 183 amino acids. Gene Ontology annotation, molecular function: GTPase activity; GTP binding. Gene Ontology annotation, cellular component: plasma membrane; cytoplasm. The transcript is spliced from 6 exons. The record is from RefSeq and is a predicted model, not a curated record. NCBI's taxonomy places the organism in Eukaryota, Fungi, Ascomycota, Eurotiomycetes, Chaetothyriales, Herpotrichiellaceae.